AUGCAGCCACCUGCCCAAUCGGUGUCCUUCACAGAGGCUGAAUUCGCCGAAGCACUGGCAUGCCUGCCUGCGGGAAAGGCGGUGCCCCAUCACCUGCCGCCUGCGGUGCUGUGGAAAUCGGCUGCCACCUCCCUAGCCAGGAAGCUACUUCCGCCACUCAAUAAUGAGUGGCUAUCGGACAUGACAAGUCCGCCACCAGAUGAAUGGAACAUUGCUGACAUCUUCUUACUAUUGAAGCCUGGCAAACUUCCCACAGCAGCGGCACUGCGCCCGAUCUCGCUUCUUCAUCCAGUUGCAAAAGCGCUGGCGGUCUUACUCAAAGAUCGUUUGCAGCCUGCGGCCGAUGCACUCCUUGAGCACUUACCACAAUAUGCGUACUUACAUCAAAGAUCGGCACAAGACGCGCUCGAUCGAUUCAUUCUUGACGUCCUUAAGUCCUUUGGCAUGCAGCCCAGCUUGGAUAAGACGGUCGUGCUUGUCAGCCUCAAAGGCAGCAGUGCACAGCGCAUCCUGCGCCGCUAUAUCACAGCCAAUCCCAAGAAGGGAAAGUCGCUGCAGGUCUGCACCGCAGAGGGCCAGGACUCCCUCGUGACCUCAAAGUGUCAGUGUGGAAGGACAUUCGCAAUCUGUGCCAUGACAACUGGGAAUAGGCACAUUGCCAAGCAACAUGUCACACUUCAGCCGGUCAUGCAGAAGCUGUCGAGUUGGCUCGAAGAAAGGACUCCUCUGGUGCAAAUGGCUCUGGAGAUGAAUGCGGAGCAGGCGGCAGACCUGAUGAGUGCAAAGGAGCAAGCAGCUCUGCUCCAAGGGAAUGAUAGCCAACGCUCCGGGCGCAGCCCUGGUAUGGCUGCCAUGGGAGCUCGGGCGGCACAGGAUAUGCUGCAAGCAGCGGCCCCGUCAGCACCCUCGGCUCCUGCGGAGACUCCAGAAAUGGACACCUCCAGCCGGGACAAGCGCGGACAGGAGCAAGAGGGCUGGGAACAGGACUGGUGGAGUCAGGACAAGACGAAAGCCGGCAAGGAGAAGGAGAAGACCUUCCCCGAGCAGGAGGAGGUGAAAGCCCUUUGCAUCAGCAUGUCGCGACUGCUGCUACGCCACGAGGAUCAGCAGUCGAUCGACAGGUCAGAGAAGGGAUUUAUUCUCUUCUGCCAGGCCAGGGGAAUGCUUUCCAUCAUCCCGGACCUGAUCCGCACCCUCGAGACCUGGGCGAAAAUGAAGGAGGAGCAGCCGACCACUCUUACGCUGGAAGCUGUGACGGCCUCGGAGGAGAGCAAGGAGCAGGCCCAGCGGAUGCUCAUUCUCAAUCCGGAUGGGACGGUGCCCUACCUCCAAUACAAUCGCCAGGAGCAGCAGAUGGAGGUCAAAAAGGACAGGGAGCCGAUGGAAUAUGCGGAUGUCAUGAAGCUCCUGGUGGAGCUUCAGGAUCUCGCGCUGCUCCCCCUGUCUACCCAAAGGUUCCAUGCGGCCCGCAAGUCUGCGAUGACCCCGAGCUACAAAGGCGAGAUUGUUCCAAUGAUGUUGGAAGUGGGCCUGAGGACACCGGAGGCAGACAGAACGUGGAACAUUCUUGCCCGCCUGUCCCACAGCGGGGCCUGCCGGGCCAUCGCUACGACGAUGAGGCAGGAGCGCCUCGGCCGAUCCGCCCUCGCCAAGCUCAUUCAGCAGCAAGCCGAGAGCUUGUCCGCACCUUAA
Molecule: messenger RNA, 1692 nt
Organism: Symbiodinium necroappetens
Lineage: Eukaryota; Dinophyceae; Suessiales; Symbiodiniaceae
Source: the annotation of a GenBank genome assembly